CUUUCUUUUGUCCCACAACAAAUAACGGAACUAUCAUUUGACGACACUCGGUGCACCUCACGAAGCCUUCUCCACUCCUCAUCUUCGACCAUUCCUUUGGUUUAACAAUAACUCCAAACCUCCGAGGCUCCGACAAAGUAUCCAUGAGCUUCAGUUUAGCGCGCUUCUUCCUCCAAAUUGGAAAUUCUUCAAAAGCUGCAAAUAUCAGCAGCAGCAACUAUGGCUAUCUGCUUUCAACUCCCAACACACGCAAAUUUACCGCGAUUCCCACCACCAGAGCUCAUAAGUCGAUUGAGGAGCUGCUGGUGGUGGUUGGAGGCGGCGCUGCUGGGGUGUAUGGGGCAAUUAGAGCCAAGACUGUGGCACCUAAUCUUAAUGUGGUGGUUAUGGAGAAGGGAAAGCCUCUAUCCAAGGUGAAAGUAUCUGGGGGAGGCAGAUGCAAUGUCACAAAUGGGCAUUGUUCUGACCAUAUGAUUUUGGCAGAACAUUAUCCUAGGGGUCAUAGAGAAUUGAAAGGAUCUUUCUUCAACACACAUGGCCCAGUGGAUACCAUGUCCUGGUUUUCUGAUCAUGGGGUAGCACUGAAGAUUGAGGAUGAUGGAAGGGUGUUUCCCACCAGCAAUAGCUCGUCUUCAAUUAUUGAUUGUCUUCUAACCGAGGCAAAGCACAAGGGAGUUUCUCUACAAACUGGAAAAGUUGUAAUAAAUGCUUCUGUUGAUGCUGGUGGAAAGUUUCAUCUGAAGAUUGAGAAACGUACAGUUUUUGAAUCUGUUGAAGCUGAUUAUCUAUUGAUUGCGAGCGGGAGUAGCCGACAGGGUUAUAGUCUUGCAACUCAGCUUGGCCAUUCAAUUGUGGAUCCAGUACCAAGUUUAUUUACUUUCAAGAUUGAAGAUUCAUUGCUUGCAGAGUUGUCAGGGGUUACAUUUCCUAAAGUUGAAGCCAAGCUGAAAUUAGAAAAUGUCCAAAGGAAUAUUCCAUACCUUAAACAGGUUGGGCCUAUGCUAGUUACACAUUGGGGACUCAGUGGGCCAGUAAUUCUCCGGUUAUCUGCUUGGGGUGCUCGUGAUCUGUUUACUUCAGGUUACAAAGGCAUGCUUAUAGUGGAUUUUAUACCUGAUUUGCAUAUAGAAGACAUAAAGUCAAUCCUCAGUCAACACAAGAAUAAAUUUGCGAAGCAAAAAGCAGUCAAUUCAUUUCCUUCAGAAUUUGGCCUUGCAAAGAGAUUUUGGAAAUAUAUAUUGGAUCGUGAGAGUUUAAUUGGAGAUACCUUAUGGGCUUCCAUAUCAAAUAACUUUAUCAUUUCUAUUGCCGAUCUUUUGAAACAUUGUACAUUUAGCAUAAAAGGAAAGGGGCAAUUUAAGGAUGAGUUCGUCACUGCUGGAGGAGUUCCUUUGUCCGAGAUCUACUUGAACACAAUGGAAAGCAAGAUAUGUCCGCGGCUAUUCUUUGCAGGAGAGGUACUGAAUGUUGAUGGGGUGACUGGUGGUUUUAAUUUCCAGAAUGCAUGGUCUGGUGGAUACAUUGCCGGUACAAGCAUAGUCCCAGGUGCUAUUACUCUUUCUGGCCCAAGACCAUUCAAAGUUUAUACUAGAAGGAGGAACGAAGGAAGAGACAAGGAGUGUACUACACUGCUGCAAAUAGACAAGGAGAGUACUACACAGCUGGAAAUGGACGUUGGAGAGAAAUAUGGAGGAAGGAACACGUGGCUGAAAGCAGUUACAGUAAUGGGAGCAAAGCAGAAUAUAAGGGAUGAAGAAUAGAGCAGAAGGGACUCUGGAGGAAUUGUGUAAAAUUGGGCAGAAUUGUUAUAUGCGCGGGAGUCAUCCUGGGGGUUGGAUCACCAGCCAUUUUUAUCUUUCUUUUAUCUCUUUUUUUUGUCUUUUAUUUCUAUAGUAGAAGCCAUCAAUGGAAUUGUAUUUCCGAAGGGUUGUAUUGUGCUGAAAGUCUAUCAAACAUUUGUAUUACUUUAAUACAAUCAAUCGCAGUUUCUAUAUUGUUCUUA
Molecule: messenger RNA, 2002 nt
Organism: Hevea brasiliensis (rubber tree)
Lineage: Eukaryota; Viridiplantae; Streptophyta; Magnoliopsida; Malpighiales; Euphorbiaceae
Exons: 17
Coding region: 144-1760 (538 amino acids)
Source: RefSeq, a predicted model, not a curated record